AUGUACCAGAAGUUGUCGCAACUCAUCACCGCCGUCGAGACCGUCAUGUGUCUCGUCGGAAUCGUCACCAAUUUUCUAGCGCUCAUCAUCUACACGCGUCCGAACUUCCGCAAAAAGUCCAUCAAUGUGCUUCUGUCGGCGUUGUCGGCGGCCGAUUUGGGCGUAUGCCUUCUGGCGAUUCCAGUGUUCGCCAGCAAGCAGUUCGAAGCCUGGAUAUCCGUGUACCUCGUCGCUGUCAUCAUGGUCUACCUCUAUCCAAUAUCGAUCAUGUUUCAAUCAAUGUCGGUUUGGCUUUUGGUUUCGAUAACCAUUGAUCGCUAUUUGGCAGUCUGCCAUCCAUUCAUGGUCAACACCUAUUGUUCGAGAAAUCGCGCGAUUGUCAUCGUCAUUUUCGUUGUGAUAUUCUCAAUCGCCUACAAUUUUGUGAGAUUUUGGGAAUAUUACAUUGAUUUCAGUAAAGCUACAGAAGGUCUCGAAGGAAUGGUCCAACCGCUUCUCCGCGCCGAUGAGAUUUUCAUGCUUUGGUACCAAAAUGUGCUAACACUUCUUUCUCAAUUCUUGCUACCACUUGUCGUUCUGUGCGGCUUGAAUCUUCAGGUUGCUCGAACAAUUCUGCGCGCUUCCGAGCAGCGUCGAGAACUGGUGGCGAGUGUGAAACGCGAGCACUCGACGGCAAAAAUGAUGAUAAUGGUGGUGAUUGUUUUUGUCUUCUGCUACACAUUUUCGUUUGUGUUGAACAUCUCCGAAAUCCAGAAUGCCGACUUGUUUCAAAGCGAAAUGGGCUAUCUGCUGAAUGAUAUCAAUAAUGUGCUCGUCGUCGUCAAUUCAUCAUCAACAUUCAUUUUUUACUAUAAUUUUUCCACAAGAUUCCGCAACCAAGCGCGCUCUCUAUAUGGCAUUCGAUGGUUCAUGAGUCGAACAAAAUUCACAGUAUGCAACAACAAUAAUCCAGUAAGCCGGUCCGAAACAACCAAAUUCAAAGAAUCAUACGUCUCGGCGAAGCAAUCAUCGAAAAAGUACCUAAUAUGCCGUUUGGAUAGAAGGCAUAGCCAGCAAAACACAGCCAAAGCGACACUAUCAUGCGAUAUUUAG
Molecule: messenger RNA, 1092 nt
Organism: Caenorhabditis bovis
Lineage: Eukaryota; Metazoa; Nematoda; Chromadorea; Rhabditida; Rhabditidae
Source: the annotation of a GenBank genome assembly